AGAAAUAGAAAGGGUGGCGCGUUGGACGUGUUGCUCCACAGAAGCGUUGCUCGCUCUUCAAAUCGAAGUCGGUUGGUAAUAAAAUACCAAUACGGCAAACAAAAAUUGCGAACCAUGACGCGUCGACGCCUGUCGUUUUAUCACGGAGCAGGAUUCCUUUUGGCUUCGCUGGGAGCUGCGUCCUCGUCUUCCGCACCAUCAUUGUCUGUCCAGUCAUCUUCGUCGUCUUCGUCGACGGCGCAGAAAGAAGAUGACGCGAAAAAGAAUUCGCAAGACGAGCCGCUCACGCAGGGUCCGCCGGAGACCACGCACCUCCGGCGAACCGCAGCAAGUACUGCGGACAUUGAUCAAGAAGGUACAGCGUACAGUCCGCCUCACAAGAAGAAGUUUUUCGCUGACAGUACGUUGUCUGCACAGCACGCCACGAACGCUGCUCUCGGAGCCGUCGUGUCGGAGUGGGAUCUGCGCGGCCAGACGCCGCACAUUACUAGACCACAGCAGUUUUACCCCGGGCCACUUCAGCACUGGAUUGACCAGCACGAACAGGAACAAAUCGCAUCCGCCGGGGUGGAUUUGGCCAGUGGCCAGCAGCCAGACCGAUUGCUAUCCGCUUCAGGGCGGGACAUCACGGAAAAGAACGCUAUUGCAGCUCUAGAUGUUCUUCAUGGAGGCGGAGCAGCUAAAGGAACAAAACCUGCUUUGAUCAAUCAAAAGAGCAAAGCCGAGGAAAUCUCAGCGUUUUUUCCAACUCAAGCGAGCUCCCCAUACGGGCACACGCGCAUGCUACAGUCCGGGACCUCCGCGAGCGCGCAGGCCGCCCGGGUGUGGGGUAUUUUCAAUGCGGUGGACCAACCGGACGGCUGGCGGCUGUCCGAGGUGGCCUUCUUCGAAGACGACGGAUGCAACAUGCAACUGACUCCCAUCGACCUGCGCAGCGGCCCCACGAUCAACACCAUGGCCUCGAGUUCUAGCGUGGUUUCCGUGGGCACCGCGGGAGAAGGCUCGGGUUCCGGGUCCUCGGUGCAGGUGGACUCUACCUCCUGUCUCACCCCGCAGAUGUCCACCGGGAAUCGGGCGAAGAAAGCGCUGGACGGCUUCGAGAACACCAUGUGGGUAGCCAACUGCUGCCCGUGCCCCCGGGGGAAGGCCUUCAUCGGGGCAGACUUUGGGAGCCCGGUGAUCGUGAAGUGCGUUCUGAUCACGCAAGUGCCCGGGUACCACGCCACGUCCAUCACGCUGAUGAAGGAGACCGGGCAGCUACAGGUGGGGACCAACUCGCUGUGGGUGCCGGUGAUCACCUGGGACGACAUGUACCCGAUGCUGAACCGCGUGUACAGUGGCAUCAAGCUCGACGACCUUGCGGUCACCUUCGUCAAGCAGCCAUUCGCGCAGUGUUACGGCGGAAUGUACUACAGACUCGAUGUGGUCAAUUCUGAUUUAUUGCGCGUGAUAGAAAAUUGAAUACUUUUCAUGAUUGCAUGAUCCUGGUUCAAAAUGAGCCGGUACUGUAAUCCCCGUCGAGAUGAGAAAUGAAACCAAUAAAAAACACAACCUCAAGGUACGGUCCACAGUAUGUGGGUGCUCGUGCCUUGCAAGAGGCUGAGAACGCCUGCAAAGGAGACAAAAACUGUCAAGGCGUGUAUCAGCAAGCGUGCGAGCCGCUGAUCUACUCAGUGUCCUUGAUGAAUCGGCUGGACUUGCAGGCAGUCCACCAUGCGCUGUACCCUCCAUCUGCGACGACCAUGCUGCCGGUUAUGACCACCGCGCCCCCACCGCCGCCACAAAUUCCCACCAACAUUUUGCUGCCCGGCGGCGGCUUUGUGCUCGAGGGAAGCACCACCCAGUACAACCAGUGGAACCUGACGGCGAGCAGCAAUUACCCCAUCAACCUCACCUUCCAGACUUUUCCAAAGUACGGCAUCGUCCGAAUGUGCAGCCGAGCCAUCUUGGACGCGGUGCAACACAGCACUGAAGGCUCGUGCAUCUGGAAGAAAACGGUAUAAAAAAUCUAUUUUUUUUGGUGAGUACUCAAGACAGAGUAGUUGGUUCUAUAUGGACUUGCGUGUGGUGCCAUUGCGAAAGCGAAGCUUAAGCAUGUGUGAAGGACCAACCCACGACGACCCGCAAUAAACUAAAAGUAGAUAAAGCUAGAGGAAGGGACUUCUUGAACAUCCAAGUACUAACUGCUGCAAUCUUUAAACGAUAUUCUAAACAGGGCGCUAUGAUCAACUACUUGCCGUACUCGAACUUCGAGGCGAUACGGAAUUUUCCGGGUCUCACGAUUCUGAGCUUGACCUACGUCAUGACGGCCGCGGAUUGCGCAGAACUGUGCCUGCAAACGGCCACUUGCAACGCGUUCCAGUUUCUGAUCCGUCGGGAAGCGCGAGUGCCAACUCUGAAUUGCGAAUUGUUUUCCUAUCCCAACGAUUUCAAGCCUCCAGUCGGGCUGCGGAAGACGGACGGUGUUGUUGACAUUAUCGACUUCUACCAGUACGACACCUGGAACAGCACCCUCUCGGCGGUCGCUGAGGGAGGGAUGGUGGCCACCAGCGCAGCAACCAGCACGACCACGGGCGGCAUGUCACUUCUCCUUGGAGUGGCUGCCCUCUUCGUGGCCUCCACUAUUUUGUGGUGA
Messenger RNA from Amoebophrya sp. A120, 2635 nucleotides. The record is from the annotation of a GenBank genome assembly. Lineage: Eukaryota; Dinophyceae; Syndiniales; Amoebophryaceae.